AGGGGUGAAUUGAUUCGAUUAAACAUUCAGGAUCAAUGCGAGGAAUAAGAAUUUUUUGAAGGGGUUUAUCAAAAUUAACCCUAUUAUUAUUAUUAUUAUUUUAGGAUGUGGAGCCUCUAGUGACAUACAACACAGUACUAUACAGACACUAGUAUAACAAAUUGCAAAUACUAAUAUAGCGAAUGUGAAUACCAAUACUCGUUUGUCUGAUAGUGGUUCUGUCCCUGUCAGUUCCUCAGUUCAGUUGAACUUGCGAAGUUUAGCAAUUUCACAGGUACGUCAUUCUUUAACCACACUAUCUAAGAACUGAUUUAGCUGCAUUAAUUGGCCACAUCGAGUAGCUCUAGAAAAGGUGGUCCCAGUUAAAUUACUUCUAAAGUCUCUCAAGAACCAAUGUAUUGUUGUAUGACACACCAAGAUCAUGAUUCUAGAUUUUCCCAUUUCCUAUCGUAAUCUUGUUUUCAAUCAACUUAAUUCAAGCAAAUUAUGUUUUGGAAAGUAAUCCAAUGAAGAUGAGCUACCUCGUUGGAUAUAGCAGUGACUACCCCAAGUAUGUACAUCACAGGGGAGCUUCAAUUCCGGCAGAUGCUAAUACAGGUUGCAAUGAUGGGUUCAAGUGGCUUCGUUCACCAACUCCAAAUCCAAACAUGGCAACUGGAGCUCUUGUUGGUGGACCAUUUCUCAAUGACAGCUAUAUUGAUUCCCGAAACAAUUCUAUCCAAGUAGAACCAACCACUUAUAACAGAGCCUUCAUUGUUGGUCUUCUGUCUGGCCUUCUCACCGCAUCUCCAAAACUUCCGUCUUUCACAUAGGAGAAUACCAGUCUUGUGACUCUUGUCUAUAAACUGUGCAGUAACAUGUAAAUGUGAAAGACGAGAUUGAAGAGUACAUGAACUGUACAGAUACACCAGCAUAAUCAUAUAUUACCUAGAAUCUUGCAUAUUUGCUACUGAAUUUUUUCUCUGAUGCGGUGAUGCCCAUAUUAUAUCAGAAACCUCUUUUCCGACUUGCCUGUCAAGAUUAAAGAUUUGAUUGCUGAUGAUGAUGGUGCUUAGAUGUGCCAAUUUGGCGGCAGUACAAGGAUAGCCUAAAUGAGGUGUCACCAAAUAAUGAACAAUUUGCACAGUC
Coffea arabica (coffee) is the source of this 1128-nucleotide messenger RNA. NCBI's taxonomy places the organism in Eukaryota, Viridiplantae, Streptophyta, Magnoliopsida, Gentianales, Rubiaceae. The record is from RefSeq and is a predicted model, not a curated record.